AUGUCUGUAUCUGAAAAGAACUCUGUGGUCGAGGAGGACCAGCCUGAUGUUUCCGUCGAGGAUCGCAGACUUUUACGCAAGGUUGACCGUAGACUUCUGCCUGUUUUCACUCUGCUUUACCUCCUUAGUUUCCUGGAUAGGUCAAACAUCGGAAAUGCGAAACUCGAUGGAAUGAUAACCGAUCUCGGCGUAGCUCCUGCUAGUUAUAAUACUGCUUUAGCCAUAUAUUUUGUCGGUUAUGUUAUUUUCGAGAUCCCUGCCAAUAGAUGUAAUCCGCAAGUCUGGCUUCCGUCAUUGACUCUUGUCUGGGGUAUUGUCUCCAUUUGCCAAGGCCUUGUCAAAAACCAAGCCGGGUUAUUUGGAAUCAGAUUCUUACUUGGUGCCGCGGAAGCUGGUCUAUUUCCCGGUGUAAUAUACGUCUUCUCAGUAUAUUAUUUGAGACGCGAGCGGAGUUGGCGAGUUGCAAUUUUCUUCGGUGGUUCGGCAUUGGCGGGAGCAUUUGGAGGGAUAUUUGCAUAUUGCAUUGGGUUGAUGAAUGGCGUGGGCGGAAGAAGCGGUUGGCAAUGGUAUGUUCGUGCUCUCAUGCAUCACCUCAUUAACACAACGUCGAAAAGGAUAUUCAUUCUUGAAGGAAUACUGACAGUGGCCAUUUCCCUCAUCGCGUAUUUCAUUGUGCCGACUUGGUCUCACGAGGCCAAAUUUUUAUCCGAAACAGAGAAAACGCGCUUACUAGAUAGAUUGCGAGCAGAUUCUGAUGCAGGAACUGACCAAGCUUUCAAAUGGUCGUCCGUCGGAGAUGCUUUCAGCGAUCACUUGGUCUGGGCAUAUGCAUUCCUUUUCCAUGGAUUCUCUUUUGUACUGUACUCGUUCAGCUUUUUCCUGCCUACAAUCAUCGCGGGACUCGGCUUUGAGACAUGGCAGGCUCAACUGAUGACUGUUCCCCCGAAUGUGCUCGCAAGUUUCUCAAUAUGGACCACAGUAUAUUUCUCAAGUAGGUACAAUGCAAGAGCACCCUUCAUCAUAGGAGCUGCAAUUGUAUGCAUCAUUGGAUAUAUCCUGCUCAUCACUUGUACGAGACCCGGUCUUCAAUACUUUGGAGUACUCCUCGCAGCGGCUGGUGUGUAUACAGGCAAUUCGCUUCUUCUAAGUUGGCCCGGGGAGAACGUUUCUGGUCAGGCUAAACGUGCAGUUGCGGUAGCUCUUCAAAUCAGCGUCGGCGAUAUUGGAGCGAUUGCAGGCUGUCUGAUCUACAGGCCCACACUGAGCAGUCGGCUGUACCGCACACCCAAUCUUAUAGCCAUCGGCUAUCUCCUUUUCGCGAUCGUAAUGGUCACAUAUUUGUGGGUCAUGAUGAGUAUGGAAAACAGGAGGCGAGAUCGCUUAUUGCCAAAGGAUGAGGAUGAAACCGAGGAAGAGAGAAUCAGGCUGGGUGAUCGUUCUGUGCGCUAUAGAUACCGAAUUUGAGCAGUUUGCUACAUGUCAUCUAAACAUCCAUUAAACGACUUUCCAGGAGGAAUAACGUAGUGGGUAGUGUGAUGCGAUAUUAGUAUGUGCGUAACGUGCAACGAGCACGCGUAUAGUGAUAUAAACAUAAUGGACAGACUAAAAACUACGUGGUCACACGGCGCCUCUUGUUAGCACGCGUUGUCCGUUGCCGAUACUCGUCAUCACCAUCAUCUUCGGUGAAGUAAUCGUCUUCUGCUGCG
This is a messenger RNA of Suillus bovinus, 1706 nucleotides long. RefSeq names its product major facilitator superfamily domain-containing protein. Gene Ontology annotation, cellular component: membrane. NCBI's taxonomy places the organism in Eukaryota, Fungi, Basidiomycota, Agaricomycetes, Boletales, Suillaceae. Gene Ontology annotation, molecular function: transmembrane transporter activity. Bases 1 to 1464 code for a protein of 487 amino acids. The record is from RefSeq and is a predicted model, not a curated record. Gene Ontology annotation, biological process: transmembrane transport. The transcript has 15 exons.